Messenger RNA from Solanum lycopersicum (tomato), 547 nucleotides. RefSeq names its product non-specific lipid-transfer protein A-like. The record is from RefSeq and is a predicted model, not a curated record. NCBI's taxonomy places the organism in Eukaryota, Viridiplantae, Streptophyta, Magnoliopsida, Solanales, Solanaceae. Gene Ontology annotation, cellular component: membrane. Gene Ontology annotation, biological process: lipid transport. Gene Ontology annotation, molecular function: lipid binding.
UUCCGUCCCCGCAAUUAGUAUAAAUACUCUAUUCCAUCUCCUCAACCUAGAGACAAUUUGAAGAAAAAGAUGAAAGGAAUUUUAGUGAGUUUGUUUAUGUUGCUAGUUGUGGUAGUGCAACUAGGAGAAUCGAUUAAUUGUGGUGAAGUUGGUGGAGCACUAGCCCCUUGUGUGCCUUAUUUGACACAAGGUGGAGAUCCAUCAGUUUCAUGUUGUGAUGGUGUGAAAAAAGUGGUAGAAACAACUCCAACACAACAAGAUAGGCAAGUUGCUUGUGAAUGUAUGAAAUCUGCUGCUGCUCGUUAUCCUAAUGUUAAACCAGAUGCUGCAUCUAAUCUCCCUUCACGCUGUGGUCUUACUACUCCUAUCCCAAUCUCUCCUACUAUUAACUGCAAAAGCGUUCCUUGAAAUCAUGGAAAGAAGAUUUUGCAAAUGCAAUAUUAACCUAACGAGUGCAAAAUAUGGUACUCCUAUGAAUUGUGUGUAUGUAUGUACUGCUAUUUAACAAUAUUAUAAAAGUAAAUAUGUCUACCUACCUCUUUUCUUA